GUUCUGAAAAUUCAUUCCUUCAAGUCAUAUUUCCAGAGAAACUCCAAGAAAAUCGAAGUGAUAAUAUAAAAAACCAGAUAUCCUAUGUUAUUACAAUAGAUGAAAAGUCAUAUACUGUGCACCUAAGGCCAAGAUUCUUCCUAGCAACGAACUUUAUGCUUUAUUUCUACAAUCAAAGUGUUAUGAAUUCUCAGUCUGUAGAUACUCAGUCUGAAUGCUACUAUCAAGGAUAUAUCAAAGAAUAUCCAAAUUCUGUUGUCACACUCAACGCAUGCUCUGGACUGAGAGGAAUAUUGCAGUUUCAAAAUGUUUCUUAUGGAAUUGAGCCUGUGGAGUCUACCUCUGAGUUUCAGCAUAUUCUUUAUCAAUUGGGGAAUGAAAACAAUGAACCUGGAAUUUUUACCAAAAAUAGCAGAAGCAUGGAAGAAUACCCAGUGGACUAUAACAUUUUCAUAAGUGAGAAACCGCAAACACCUCCAGACUUAUCUCCUCUUUAUUUAGAAAUGUAUAUUGUGGUGGACAAAGCUUUGUAUGAUUACUUUGGCUCUGAUAGCACGACCGUAACAAACAACAUCAUGGAAAUGACCAACCUUGUAAAUUCAAUGUUUUCCCAAUUUAAAGUGGUGAUUGUGUUGUCUUCAUUGGAGUUGUGGUCAGAUACAAAUAAGAUAUCUACAGUCGGCAAGGCAGAUGAAGUACUCCACAGGUUUUCAGAAUGGAAACAGUCUCAUCUUACCCUAAGGCCUCAUGAUGUUGCAUAUCUAUUUAUUUAUAGGGAUUAUCCAGACUUCAUGGGAGCAACAUUUCCUGGGAAGAUGUGUGUCACUCCUUAUUCUGCAGGAAUUGCAGUGUAUCCCAAGGACUUAACUUUGGAGACAUUUGCAGUUAUUGUCACCCAGAUGCUGGGACUCAGUCUUGGAAUGUCAUAUGAUGACCCAAUGAAAUGCCAGUGUUCAGAAGCCAUCUGCAUAAUGAACCUGCAAGCUGUGCAAUCCAGUGGUAUGAAGACUUUUAGCAGUUGUAGUUUGAAAGACUUUCAAAGUUUCGCUUCAAAUGUUGGUGUCAGAUGCCUUCAGAAUAAACCACAAAUGCGAAGUAAUCCAAUCUGUGGCAAUGGCAUAAAGGAGGGAAAGGAAGCCUGUGACUGUGGUACUUUAUUGCAAUGUGGACUUAAAAGCUGCUGUGAUCCUGAAAAAUGCACGGUAAAACCAGGAUCAGAAUGUGCUGAUGGACCAUGCUGCAAGGAAUGUAAAUUUGCAGACCCAAAUGUUGUAUGCAGGCCCAAAGAGGACCCUGAGUGUGAUAUCCCUGAAUAUUGUCCUGGAUCUUCAGCAGUUUGUCCACCUAAUGUAUUUGUCAAAAAUGGACACAAAUGCAGAGGUUCAUUCAUAUGUUAUAAUUCAUUUUGCAUGGAUCUUGAUACACGUUGUAAGAAGCUGUUUGGAGACGACUCAGAAAAUGCUCCAUUUAUUUGCUAUAAGGAAAUACAUAUUCAUGUAGAUAGAUUUGGACACUGUGGUUUAAAAGACAACAGACUUUUAUAUUGUGGAUGGAGGAAUUUUCGGUGUGGAAGAUUAAUUUGUACUUAUCCUUAUCGAGCUCCUUUCUUUCACCCCAAUGUUAGUAGUGUACUUUAUCUUCGUAUAAGAAAUUAUACUUGUAUAACCGCAGUCUACGAAACUGUUCCAGAUCCAUUCAAAAUUCCGGAUGGCACUGAAUGUGAUUAUACGAGGAUAUGUGUUACUUACCGUUGUUUGCUCAAAGGAACUUUAGAGAAUGACUCAGCAGAAUGUACAAAAGCAUGCAAUGGACGUGGAAUAUGUGAUAACAGUGGUGCAUGUCAUUGUGAAGCUGGUACCCAGCCUCCAUUUUGCUCACCCAUGAAGUCUUUGAAAUCUCCGUGGCAUAUGAGAAGAGGUUUAACCAUGAGAAGUGCUUCAGAGAAGGCUAGCAAUAACUGGCUUCUAAGUUUCUACAUUGGCUUGUCUAUUCUUAUCAUAGCAACCAUAACAGCUGUGGCAUGGAACAGAUUGAAAAAGGUGUUCACCAAGGAAGAGGAAUCCCUCAAUAGCGAGUCCAUAUCAGAUGAUACUACCCAAGCCUCUACAAGCAGGAACUAGGAAUACCCUCAGAAGUCAAUGGAUACUAUUGAGGUCUCACUUACAAAUGAAGAUUCCACCAUUUGAGGCCUGGUUACAGUGGAGGAGGUCAAUAAACUGUGUGGCACAAUUUAA
Messenger RNA from Chinchilla lanigera (long-tailed chinchilla), 2234 nucleotides. RefSeq names its product disintegrin and metalloproteinase domain-containing protein 32-like. Gene Ontology annotation, cellular component: plasma membrane. The record is from RefSeq and is a predicted model, not a curated record. Gene Ontology annotation, biological process: proteolysis; cell adhesion; binding of sperm to zona pellucida. NCBI's taxonomy places the organism in Eukaryota, Metazoa, Chordata, Mammalia, Rodentia, Chinchillidae. Gene Ontology annotation, molecular function: metalloendopeptidase activity.